CUCGGUGCCAGUGGGACUUCGGUGCUGUCAGGUGAAACACAACUGUAGGUCAGUGAAUGGAUCGUCACUAACACAGGAAAUUUAUCUCAAAUAAUUCACAUUUUGAGACUGUUGGUCAAAUCACGACGACAGACGGGUGCAGAACCACAUUCUGGUUCUCCAGAAUGUUCUCUUUGAGGAAAGUAUCUUAUAGGUGAUACUCAAUCACGGUGGGCUGUGACGUGGAGAUGGUCACUUGGGCCGCCUUAGUGACAGUAUGCAUAUGGAUACAAACACAAACUGCCUUAGGGCAGCACACAUGUGCUUCUACUCCGCCCAGGAAGCUGGAUUUCACUGUAAAAUACUCCCUGCCCCACUUCCAGGCGGACAAACCUAUACAGAACAUAGCUGUGAACUGGGAGGAGAAUCGGUCAGACGUCUAUGUUGCAUGUCAGAAUGCAAUAAAGGCUGUCAACUAUGAAAUGGAAAAAAUCUGGGAGGUGAAAACUGGACCUGUUGGCAGUCCUGACUGUGAAACCUGUAGGUUGUGUGACAUAGAAAUAGAUCCUGAGGAUCCCGUGGAUACAGACAAUAAGGUUCUGCUUUUGGAUCUCUCAGCAAUUCCCACUCCGUACUUGUUCAUUUGUGGGAGUACUCAACAUGGGAUCUGCCACUUCAUUGACACUGGCUCUCCACAGUCUGAGCCGAUGUGUUUAUACAAAAAGAAGCUAAACUCUCCAACCAGCUGUCCAGACUGUCUGGCCAGCCCCCUCGGCACCAAAGUCAUUAUCAUUGAACAGAAAGCCACACUGCUCUUAUUUGUCGCAGCCUCUGUCAAUGACGAAGUGGCACAGAGGUAUCCAAGGAGGUCAAUAUCAGUGGUGAGGCCACUUGCAACUGAAGAUGGCUUUCAAAUGGUCAUGACUGGCCUGACAGUGCUCCCAGGUCUACGGGACUCUUACAAGAUUGAUUACAUCUACAGCUUCUCCACCAAGGAGUAUGUCUACUUCCUGUCCCUGCAGAGAGAAACCCCAUCCAAGAGCAACUCAGCUUUUCAGACUCGUCUUGGACGACUACCGAUAACAAUUCCAGAGGUAUGGAUGUACAGAGAGGUGGUCCUGGAGUGCCGCUAUGAACCAAAGCGCAGGAGGAGACGGAGAGAGGAUUACAAAGACAUUGUGUAUAACGGGCUACAGGCGGCAUACUUUGGGCGAAUGGGGAAGGACUUGGCAGAAGAGGUCAGGGUGACUGAGACAGAAGACAUCUUGUACGGGGUGUUUGCAGAGAUGAAUGCGCAUGGUGAACCUAAAAAGAACUCAGCCCUGUGUGCCUUCCCUUUGGCUGAAGUAAACCAUGCGAUAGACAAAGGUGUGGAAGCCUGCUGCAAUUCAGGUCCAGAGCAGCUGUCUAGAGGUCUCUGUCACUUCCAGCCGUGCGAGAGCUGCCCACACGAAAGCUCUGAAGGUAAUGACACAUGCAGUGUCAAACCCACUUUCGUGUCAAAGCCGUACUACAGACUAGACCUCUUCAACAGGCAGAUGAGAGACGUCCUUUUCACUGCUGUCCUGGUCACCACUAUUGGGAAUCACACGCUGGGUCACUUUGGUACCUCAGAUGGCCGAAUACUACAGGUGAUUCUUGCUCUGUACAGACCUAUUGUUUUUGCCAACUACUCUCUUGGGGAAAGCCAAGUGUCCAGGACAGCAGAUGUGUACUCAAACGAGUCACUUCUCUUCGUGGUAGGAAAUAAGAUGUUCAGGGUGCCCUCUGCAGGACCAGGGUGUGCACAUUUUAUGGCAUGCUCCAUAUGUUUGACGGCUCCACGCUUCAUGAACUGUGGCUGGUGUUCAGGAAUCUGCUCGAGGCAGCAUGAGUGUGCCUCUCAGUGGAACAAAGACUCAUGUGCACCUUUGAUAACAGAGUUUUUUCCUAAAAUGGCACCUGCUGGUGCUCAGACAGAAAUGACACUGUGUGGCACGGAGUUCCAGUCUCCUCUGCGACCCGCCAUCAUCAGCAGCAAAACCCACAUCGUCACGGUGGGCUCUGGGACCUUGUGUAGGGUGCUGCCAGAGAAGAGCAGUAGUAAAGUUCUAGUAUGCAAGAUUCAGGAAAACACACAAAACCAGAACCUCACUAUCACUCUGGAGGUACACGAGGGGGAAGUGGAGGGCCGCUACUCAAUUGAAGGCACAGCACAGAUGCCUGGCUUUUCUUUUGUGGAGCCGAGCAUCACGGAAAUCAGGCCCGACUAUGGACCUGUGUUUGGAGGAACGACGAUUACACUGACAGGCAGAUAUCUUCAUUCUGGGAUACAGAGAAAUGUCUUCCUUGCUGACAAAAUGUGCAACAUCCAAAGUGCUCCUGAAGGAGGCGGUGGUUCUUCAAUCGUCUGCAUCACAGAAGCUGCAGCAGGUGUUGGGAAGGAACCGGUGAUAUUCUUCAUUGACAACUUUCAAGUGACGACCAACAAGACGUUCUUCUACAAGACAAAUCCUGUUAUAACCGAUGUACACCCUCAUUGCAGUUUCCAAAGUGGCUCCAAGCUGGUGAUAGAAGGUACGAAUCUUGACUCUGCCCACAAAACUGUGGUUCAGUACAAAAAUCCCAACAUGAAGUUUCUUGAACGAGUCUGCAGCGACACAAGUAAUGCCACACAUAUGGAAUGCUGGGCCCCUGCUUUUCCUGAGGAAAUGCCAGAAGAGAAGUCUGACACGGGAGAACUUUUUAUUCACAUGGAUGGGAAAAGUAACCUUUGGACGAGUCGUUUUGAUUACUACCCGGAUGCCAAAAUCAUUCCUUUUGAAAAUGAAGACAAGGAAUUACCUCUAAAACCAGGAGAGACGGAAGUUUCACUGCAUCAUAACAAACUGAAUACAGUGAGUUUAUGUAUGAAGAUCACAAUGACCAUUGGGGGUGUGAACUGCAACGCCCAGGUUCUGUUAAAUGAGCUGACCUGCAGGAUACCCAAAGGCCUGCUUAUUCCCAGCGAGGGGUUGCCUGUCAAGGUGUCCGUGAAUGGGGAGGUGCACGAUGUGGGUAAAGUAGUCCACGAUGACAGCAACAACAACACUGUAAUUGCGGGCAUUGUGCUGGGCAUUUUUGCCGCAUUGGUAGUGGGUGCUGGCCUUGCGUUACUUGUGAUGAUCCAUUUGAGGAAGAAAAAGAGAGCCAACAUAGAGAAUCGUUUGUCAACAAGGCUUUCACGGCACCGAAUGGGCAGCGGUGUUGAUGUCUCUCCGACAGGUGACUACAGACGAGUAGAUCUGUCCAGUCAAACAUCAGGUUCAGGAGGAAUGGCCUUCCAAGGUAUAUUGUAUGCUGCCAGCAAUGAUCAUCUUUCCAUUCCUUUAAUGUCCCGGGACAACAUCUCAAUGGUCAGUCUGAGCUCUGAACUUCUUGAAGAAGUCAAAGAUGUCCUGAUCCCGGCUGAGAUGCUCCGGAUUGAGGAUAGCCAGAUUAUUGGCAAAGGCCACUUUGGCACCGUUUAUCAUGGUUACCUGAUAGACAGCAAUAAGCAAGAGACCCACUGUGCAGUCAAAUCACUGAACAGGAUCACAGAUUUGGGGGAGGUGGACCAGUUCCUCAGAGAGGGCAUUAUCAUGAAAGGUUUCCACCACCCCAACAUCCUGUCUCUACUGGGCAUCAUGCUGCCUAAAGAAGGGCUCCCUCUGGUGGUUCUACCGUACAUGAAGCAUGGAGACGUGCGUCACUUCAUCCGCUGUGAGAAAAGGAACCCAACAGUGAAAGACCUGAUCGGCUUUGGGCUUCAGGUUGCCAAGGGGAUGGAGUAUCUAGCCCAGAAAAAAUUUGUCCACAGAGACCUGGCUGCCCGUAACUGCAUGCUUGAUGAAACAUUCACAGUAAAGGUUGCUGACUUCGGCAUGGCAAGAGACAUCUAUGACAAGGAGUACUACAGCAUUCAAGAUCACAAACGGGUAAAACUGCCAGUGAAGUGGAUGGCCAUUGAAAGCUUGCAAACACAAAAGUUCACUAUCAAGUCUGAUGUGUGGUCAUAUGGCAUCUUAAUGUGGGAGCUGUUGACCAGAGGUGCUAACCCAUAUCCAAAUGUGGACCCCUAUGACAUCACACACUACUUGUUGAAGGGACGUCGGCUUCCCCAGCCACAGUUUUGCCCUGAUACUCUCUACUCUAUAAUGCUGACGUGUUGGGACCCGGAGCCUGAGUGCAGACCGAGCUUCAAUAGCCUAGUUACAGAAGUGCAACACAUCCUGUCCUGUCUGGAAGGAGAGCAUUACAUAAAUCUGAAAGUAAACUAUGUCAACUUAGACCAGCCACGGCCCUACCCGCCUGUGACUGGAUCUGCAGAUGAGGCUGAGGCCUCAGACUUCGACACAGACAGCUGAGGGUGCAAAGACUCUGUAAUAGGAACGCAGGAUCUGGAUUAAAGUUGGACAGCACACAGGAGCAGUGACACCUGGAUCCAAUCAUGCGUCACAUACAUUGUUGAUCUUUUCUACAGACCCAGCACAUUGAAGGUUUGGCUACUGAUUUAAAAGACACUGUAGGUACAACAAACUCUUAUUGGAUCCGAGACAAAACCACGCUGGAAGUUCCCCAUCCCUGUGACCACGUUUUAUUUGUAGCGAAAUGGAGUGUGACAAAAUGAAUGUAAAAUAUGCAAUUGUUCUCAAACUUGGAUGAGGUGAGACUCUGUGCUGUUAUAUAAAUAUAUGUAUCUAAACCAUUGCAUUAGACUGUUAAACACAGGUUCUAUAACAGAGUCCACCUUUUUCUUGUAUACACAAUUUUCCUGCUGAAUGGGGAUAUAAUAAAGAUUAUAUCUCUUCAUAGGCUAUAUAAUGU
Messenger RNA from Cyclopterus lumpus (lumpfish), 4803 nucleotides. Its product is annotated as macrophage-stimulating protein receptor-like. Gene Ontology annotation, cellular component: membrane; signaling receptor complex. Gene Ontology annotation, biological process: phagocytosis; cell surface receptor protein tyrosine kinase signaling pathway; positive regulation of kinase activity. The transcript is spliced from 21 exons. The record is from RefSeq and is a predicted model, not a curated record. Gene Ontology annotation, molecular function: protein binding; ATP binding; transmembrane receptor protein tyrosine kinase activity. Bases 228 to 4343 code for a protein of 1371 amino acids. NCBI's taxonomy places the organism in Eukaryota, Metazoa, Chordata, Actinopteri, Perciformes, Cyclopteridae.